Messenger RNA from Mustela lutreola (European mink), 4774 nucleotides. RefSeq names its product GULP PTB domain containing engulfment adaptor 1 (gene GULP1). The record is from RefSeq and is a predicted model, not a curated record. The coding region runs from base 1727 to 2890 and encodes 387 amino acids. The transcript has 15 exons. Lineage: Eukaryota; Metazoa; Chordata; Mammalia; Carnivora; Mustelidae.
GCGGCCAGGACUGCAGCCUCGGCCCUGCGGCUCCCCCUGGCCUCCUGUGUUUCCGCCUCCGUCAGGCAAUGAGCGAGUGAGAAAUGACGGCUCCUCGCUCCGUCUCCGGGUGUCGUCGCGUACUCACUUGUCACCUCCCUCGGUGACGGCAUCGAUUUCCCUUUGGCUGAACGUUUCUUGACUCCUUUGUGGGGUGUGUCUCUCGGCGGGACAUGAGGGGCCAUCAGUGACUCGGGCGGGGACUUCAGCUGACUUGGUCACGGUGACAUCCGUAGGUGCCUGAGGCUUGUUCCGUUCUAGAAAGCGUGAGGAUGUCCUCUCGGAGCGUUGCUGUCCUGAAGGUGUUGCUUCUCCAUGAAGUCCCUGAGCAGGGACUCGACUACGUAGGUGUCACUGGCAAGAAGCAGAGUUAAUGAUUUUGAAAAGUGAGACAUGUUGUUUAAAUGUGUGUCCCGCUCCCGGUUACUGUUGUGUGUGUGUGUGUGUGUGUUGUUGUUGUUGUUCUGGUUUGUUUGAUUUUUGGCCAGGUGGCUCUUGAUGACCUACGAAGAGUUCUCUCUCCUCUAGUGCACCUUUGCGUCUGCCCCACCAGCUCCUUCCCAGAUCUGUCUGGAGCGUCUGCUAUGUGCUGGGCACGAGACAGUGAUGUGGUUUCUAUGCCAUUCAGAGAGACGGCGCCCGUGAUUGCUCCACUUACUAAUCAGCCGGCAAGACGGGAGCAGCUCAGCAGAAUGGUUGCCGUGAUGAGGCAGCACUUUUCAUCAGCCUACGAGCACCUGAUAUGUUUUUCAGGCUUCCCGCUGUGUCCGAUUUCUUCUGUAGUAGGUUUUCCUGGCAGGUACUAAUAGAAAAAAAAUAAACAUUAUUUCAUAUGGCAAUAAAUUCAUAGCGUAGGAUAGUUUGUCACAUGAGCUUGCUUUAGCUAUAAUAGGUAAAGAUUUUUCUUUAACUGUAUGAUCAACAGUCAUAGUUUGAAAAAAAAAAAAAAAAGUGAAGUAAGAUGAUAAAUAGUACAGAGGAUUUUAGCACGCAAACCAGAGGGCUGUCCUCCAGUUGUGAAAAGGAAACGAAGAGUCGGAAGUCCUCGGUUGUGGUCUUGGCUCUGAUGCUUGUAACUCAAGUAUUGAUUUUCUUUCUCAGUAAAAGACGGACCCUUCCUAAAAGACAGGGUUGUUUUGAAAAUAAGAUGUUAUUAGAGCAGUGAAAACGUUCCGGAACAUUCAUCACCGUCAGCACGGAACUAGUUUGAGUGGAUUGUUCAGGCAUUAAGAAUGAAGUUAGAUGCAAAUCGCCUGACGUCUGUUUGAGCGUUCAUGACAGCACGGUCUAGUUCAUAUGCGUGCCCCGCUCCUCUGCGAGAUGAGAAGCUUCAUGAUUUCGUCGUGUCCCCAGUGUACAGCGCUGGGCAGGUGUUCAGGAAGGUUCCCUGGAUAGGAAACUAUCUUCAUUUAUCACAAAGUGAUUGAAGAAUAACUGAGAAACUAGAGAUCUCGUUGAUGUUUGGUGAGGAUAGAAAUCACUCCCUCCUGAUGAAGAAAAUGUGUAACAGAGAAGGCUGCAGAGAAAGAACUUCGUAGCUUGGGAAAGAAAGUGAUUGAAGAACUCAGGUGGCAACUGCAUGAUUGAAACUAUUCGAAGUCAAGAGUCUGCAUAUUCUUUCAACCAUAUUCAAGCUCUCCCAGGCUAUAAAGUGUGAUUGAACUGAACAUCUGUUUGGCUGAUCAUCAUGAACCGUGCUUUCAGCAGGAAGAAAGACAAAACAUGGAUGCAUACUCCUGAAGCUUUAUCAAAACAUUACAUUCCCUAUAAUGCAAAGUUUCUUGGCAGUACAGAAGUGGAGCAGCCUAAAGGAACAGAAGUUGUGAGAGAUGCUGUCAGAAAACUCAAGUUUGCAAGACAUAUCAAGAAAUCCGAAGGCCAGAAAAUCCCUAAAGUUGAGCUGCAAAUAUCAAUAUACGGGGUAAAAAUUCUGGAACCGAAAACAAAGGAAGUCCAACACAAUUGCCAGCUUCAUAGAAUAUCGUUUUGUGCAGAUGACAAAACUGACAAGAGGAUAUUCACUUUCAUAUGCAAAGAUUCUGAGUCAAAUAAACAUUUGUGCUAUGUAUUUGACAGUGAAAAGUGUGCUGAAGAAAUAACUUUAACAAUCGGCCAAGCAUUUGACCUGGCAUACAGGAAAUUUCUAGAAUCUGGAGGAAAAGAUGUGGAAACAAGAAAACAGAUUGCAGGACUGCAGAAAAGAAGCAGCAGAAGCAGCAGAUGCUGGAUUCAAGACUUAGAAACCGAAAAUAUGGAACUUAAAAACAAAGUACAAGAUUUGGAAAGCCAGUUAAGAACAACCCAAGUAUCAGCAUCUCCACUGCUGCACAAAAUGUCUGAUCAGGAGCAGCAUGGGUUUCAGAGAUGCUCACCUUCUUUCUGGCGUAGUAGUGGUGAUUCAUCUUCCUGUCUAAAUAGUUCUUCCAUUACUGUCACUCCUGUCAACUCGCCUGAUUCCAGACUGUCACUGGGACUGUUAAUACCACCACCUUCUAAAUGUGGCCUUCCCAAGCCAAUCAGUGAGAACAGCAUCCCAAGACCUCAUGCAGGCACCGGGACACCCAAGUCCCCCUCCACCGACAUCUUUGACAUGGUACCGUUUUCUCCGGUAUCACACGUGACUUCAACCCCUGCUCGCAAUGGCACGCAGCCGCCGCCGGUACCCAGCAGAGCUACUGAGAUCAAGCGGGACCUGUUCGGAGCAGAGCCGUUUGACCCGUUUACCUGCGGAGCAGGGGAUUUCCCUCCGGACAUUCAGUCGAAGCUGGAGGAGAUGCAGGAGGGGUUCAAAAUGGGACUAACUCUUGAAGGCACAGUAUUUUGUCUCGACCCAUUAGACAGCAGGUGCUGAUGUCAAGAACAAGAAAUCCAAAUUUGUGUUAAAUUUGUUUUAUAUGCAUAUAGAUCAUAUGACAGGUAGUGUCUGUGUGCCAAUAUGUUUUUGAAGAUCUUCACUUUUUGCAAACUAUUUUAGUAAAAUGUCUUCCACUAUUGAUCUAUAACGUUUAUUUUAAAAAUAAGUCACUGUAAAGUAAAUCAUACUUUCAUGUUCCUUUCUGUUUCUCUUGUAGAUGAAUUUAGAAUCAAAGAACAAAUUAUCCAAAUAUCUGCCUUGUGUCUGAGUUCUAAAUAAUUAGCAUCUUGAAAUCUGUGUUCAUUUUCCAGGCUGCUACUUUAUUAUUCAUUCCCCAAAGCCAUACCUUGAUGAUACCUUUCAGUCUUGAGGAGAUAUACCAAUGCUAAACUUAGUAUAUUCUGUAUUCAGACCAGUAAGCAUGUUACCAUGCAUUAGACAGGUGUUAUUUUAUGUAUUAGAUGUUGUUCAUAUCAUCAGCAAAAUGUAAACUUUGAAUAUAAUGCCGCCAGGUCAUUUUUAGCAGGUAAAAUAGCAAAAAUAUAAUUUCCAAUAAUAGUUAAGCCAAAUAAUUAUUUAUUAGUAAAAGUAAAGUAAUAAUGUUAGCUACGACAGUCAGUCAUACUCUAAAUCUUUUAUUUAUUUCAUAAGUAAGGAUAAUGGUAAAAGCCAAAAAUUUGCUCAUUACAAAUACACUUAAGAUUUAAUUUCUAAAGAGAUACGUUACAUUGCUAAACAUCUAAACAUCAUCUGAUCUAAUAUUUUCUUAAAAAAAUGGAAUGUCGGUUGUCUACAGUUGCAGAAUCUAUUGCCCACAUUUACAUUUACUUUACCAAAUGUAUUUUUCUUACUGAAUAUUAUUCUCAUAUUUUCUUCUUUGAUAAACAUUUUCUCACCAGAUCUUAUUUUGUGAUGCCCCAUUAGUUUUGAUACUUUAAAAUCUCUAACAAUUAUUCUUUAUGAAUCAACAGUAUUAUUUAGCAACUUUAAUUCGUAUUUGUUUCUGUUGAAGUCAGAAUUUCAUUUUUUACAAAAAUCAAGUGGCUUCUCAGUUUGGGUUAACAUGAACAAUGAAAUUUUUUUUCAUAAUAUGCUGAUGAACUCGACCUUUUAAAAUGUUAAUUUUCUAUAUCUUUGCCUAUCAUGUAACAGAUUUUAAUUGGUAUUCAGUACAAGAAGGAUUUAUGGUUAAAAUUUAUAAUUUGGUUCAUUGCAUCAUAAGAAAAACAGAUUAAAUUAAUAAAAAUGUGAGCUUAGAUUAGGGAUAUAUCUCAAAAAUAGAUUUUUUUCUUUUACUCCUGGGAAAUUUUGUCAAGUGCUAAGGGUACAUAUUCACUAGGAAAAGAAAUCAUAAAAUGCUUAUGCAAUGUUAUAUUUGUAUGUAUCUUCAUAAUGUUCUAUGGUAGACAUAAGCCUUCUUACUUGUUUCUGUAUUGGCUAAGUUGUACCUUAGUUAGAGCUUAGCAUAUAUUUCAUAAAGGAGAAUCUUUAUAAUUUUGUUUGUCAUACAGUAUUUUGGAAUUUGUAUAAUGAGGAUGUUUAGAAGCCAUAUUAGUGGCUUUUUUUAACAGAUAGAAUUUGUAUUUUUAUUGUACUUCAAAAGCUUUAUGUAAUAGAUAUAUAUUUAGUGGCCAUUUAUUACCAAUGGUAACACCAUAGAGUACUAAGAUGGAAUUUGCACACUUAAGAUACGUUACCUUACCAUUUUUAAUGGUAAUCAGUUCUGCUGCUGGCAUGAUUAAAUAGUACACAAUUGGUUAUUAAUUAUGAACGUUCAUUUCUCCAGUCCAUUUUUAUGAAGAUCUGGUUGAAAAUUGUAUUUCUAUGUAAACUCAAUGAUAUGUUUGAUUUUGCUGAGAAUAAAUGAUUUUAAAUAAAUAA